Messenger RNA from Salvia splendens (bonfire salvia), 858 nucleotides. RefSeq lists its product as uncharacterized. The transcript is spliced from 2 exons. The record is from RefSeq and is a predicted model, not a curated record. Bases 36 to 500 code for a protein of 154 amino acids. Lineage: Eukaryota; Viridiplantae; Streptophyta; Magnoliopsida; Lamiales; Lamiaceae.
CCAUACAUGUCGCUCCUUCUCUUCUCAAAAUUGGAAUGCCCCUCUUCUCAAAAUUGACGAAAUCUCUAGAGCCAGGUGCUGCUCUUUCUCCAAGGCAAAGAUGCGAAGCAGAACCACCGAAGUUUUGGAAGAUGGACCACCUCGCUAAGAAAGAUGCAAUUAUGAUGCAAAUGCUUGAAGAGAUAAUGAGGAAUUAUCUGGCGGCCCGAUUGUGCGUUAUACAAUUGAUUCUUAACCAUCUAGGUGUGAGCAAGAACAAAAGACGAACUCAAUUGGUGUUCCCAUAUAGUAUGGUUAGUAGGGUACCCUUGCAAGUUAGCCACAUAAACAGAUUGGUUGGUGUCACUGACACUGAUUGUCUAGUGAAUCUGAGAAUGGAUCGAAAUGCAUUUGGCCGGUUGUGCGCUUUAUUCCUCCAGCUUGGUUCUCUCCACGACAAGCGUAGCAUUUACAUAGAAGAGCAAGUGGCCAUUUUCCUUGGUGUUUUAGCCCACCAUUAAAAAAAAUUAAAUAGUUAGAUUCGACUUCUGUCGUUCAAGGCAAACAGUCUCGUGGUGUGUUAAUGAUGUUCUCGGGGCUAUCUUGAAAAUGCACUCUCUUUUCCUUGUCAAACCCGAACUAGUUUCUGAGGAUUGUCUUGAUUGGAGGUGGAAAAGUUUUAAGGUACUGUUUGUGUAGAUGUAACAUUGUGUUUACCUUUAUACUUUUGACAACUUUGUCUGAAGCUUUGAUUAACAAAUUCAUUUCACACGCUAACAUCUUCUGUAGCACCCCGGAAAAUUUUUGAUUUUUUUUUAUUUGAUGGCUUAUUUUCAUUUUAUUAAUGAGGAUGUUGAUUUGGAAAUGCAUUUUUGGAAA